Molecule: messenger RNA, 4350 nt
Organism: Sardina pilchardus (European sardine)
Lineage: Eukaryota; Metazoa; Chordata; Actinopteri; Clupeiformes; Clupeidae
Product: zinc finger protein 721-like
Biological process (GO): regulation of transcription by RNA polymerase II
Molecular function (GO): RNA polymerase II cis-regulatory region sequence-specific DNA binding; DNA-binding transcription factor activity, RNA polymerase II-specific
Source: RefSeq, a predicted model, not a curated record
AUGUCUGAACCAACACCGCUGCCUAUGCCAGUGAAGAAGAUAAAAGAAGAAGAUGUUGAUGAUUUCCUUCAAGAGUACCUGUCUGGUGUUCAAAAAGUGGAAGAAGACCCUGAACUGGAUCGUGACUGCAAGACCUUCAACUGCAAAGAAGAAAAGUCUCCUAUGAUGGAAAUUAAGGAGGAACAAUCUGAUUCAAGAGAAGAUCAUCAGAAAGACCCUUUUCCUACAGUGAAGAAGAUAAAAGAAGAAGAUGUUGAUGAUUUCCUUCAAGAGUACCUGUCUGGUGUUCAAAGAGUGGAAGAAGACCCUGAACUGGAUCGUGACUGCAAGACCUUCAACUGCAAAGAAGAAAAGUCUCCUAUGAUGGAAAUUAAGGAGGAAGAAUCUGAUUCAAGAGAAGAUCAUCAGAAAGACUCUUUUCCUACAGUGAAGAAGGUAAAAGAAGAAGAGGUUGAUGAUUUCCUUCAAGAGUACCUGUCUGGUGUUCAAAAAGUGGAAGAAGACCCUGAACUGGAUCGUGACUGCAAGACCUUCAACUGCAAAGAAGAAAAGUCUCCUAUGAUGGAAAUUAAGGAGGAAGAAUCUGAUUCAAGAGAAGAUCAUCAGAAAGACUCUUUUCCUACAGAUGAUAUGAGACCUACUGCAGUAAAGGCACAUCAUUGUACUGAGUGUGGAAAAGCCUUCUGUAGGAUGAGUAAUCUCAAGUCACACCAGAGGGUCCACACAGGAGAAAAGCCAUAUCAAUGCUCUGACUGUGGAAAAGCCUUCAGUAGGAUGAGUAAUCUCAAGACACACCAGAGGAUCCACACAGGAGAAAAGCCAUAUCAAUGCUCUGACUGUGGAAAGACCUUUAGUCUAAGAUGGCAUCUAACUAAACACCUGAAGGCCCACACAGGAGAAAAGCCAUAUCUGUGCUCUGACUGUGGAAAGGCCUUCAGACAAAGGUGUCAUCUAAAGGACCACCAGAGGAUCCACACAGGAGAAAAGCCGCAUCAGUGCUCUGACUGUGGAAAGUCCUUCAGUCAAAGGUCUCAUCUAAAGGAACACCAGAAGAUCCACACAAGAGAAAAGCCGUACCAGUGCUCUGACUGUGGAAAAGCCUUCAGUCAAAAGGGUAAUCUAAAGGAACACCAGAAGAUUCACACAGGAGAAAAGCCAUAUCAGUGUACUACAUGUGGGAAGAGUUUCAAGACUAGGGCCGAAUUCAACACCCAUCAGCGCACACAUACAGGAGAAAAGCCAUAUCAGUGCUCUGACUGUGGACAGGCCUUUUGUCAUAGGUCUCACCUAAAGCAACACCAGAGGGUGCACACAGCAGAGAAGCAGAAUCAGUGCUCUGACUGUGGAAAGACCUUUAGGCAAAGGUGUAAUCUAAAGGAACACCAGAGGAUCCACACAGGAGAAAAGCCAUAUCUGUGUAUGACAUGUGGUAAGACCUUCUGUAGGAUGAGUAAUCUCAAGUCACACCAGAGGGUCCACACAGGAGAAAAGCCAUAUCAAUGCUCUGACUGUGGAAAGACCUUCUGUAGGAUGAGUAAUCUCAAGUCACACCAGAGGGUCCACACAGGAGAAAAGCCAUAUCAAUGCUCUGACUGUGGAAAGACCUUUAGUCUAAGAUGGAAUCUAACUAAACACCUGAAGGCCCACACAGGAGAAAAGCCAUAUCCGUGCUCUGACUGUGGAAAGGCCUUCAGUCAAAGGUCUCAUCUAAAGGAACACCAGAGGAUCCACACAGGAGAAAAGCUGUAUCAGUGCUCCGACUGUGGAAAGACCUUUAGUCAAACAUCUAAUCUCCAGAGACACCAGUUGAUCCACACAGGAGAAAAGCCGUAUCAGUGUACUACAUGUGGGAAGAGUCUCAAGACUAAGGAUCGCCUCAUACGUCAUCAACACACUCAUACAGGAGAAAAGACAUACCAGUGCACUGACUGUGGAAAGUCCUUUCGUCAUAGGUCUCAUCUAAAGCAACACCAGAGGGUCCACACAGGAGAAAAGCCUUAUCCGUGCAGUGACUGUGGAAAGGCAUUUAGUCAAAUGUAUGGUCUCCACAUACACCAGAUGAUCCACACAGGAGAAAAGCCAUAUCAGUGUACUACAUGUGGGAAGAGUUUCAAGACUAGGACAGAGGUCAACAUCCAUCAGCGCACACAUACAGGAGAAAAGCCAUAUCAGUGCUCUGACUGUGGAAAGGCCUUUAGUCAUAGGCCUCAUCUAAAGGAACACCAGAGGGUCCACACAGGAGAGAAGCCGCAUCAGUGCUCUGACUGUGGAAAGGCCUUUAGGCAAAGGUGUAAUCUAAAGGAACACCAGAGGGUCCACACCGGAGAAAAGCCAUAUCCGUGUAUGACAUGUGGUAAGAGUUUCAGUCAGAGAUCAAAUCUUAAGACCCAUCAGAAAUUACACACUGGAGCUAAACCACAUCAUUGUACUGAGUGUGGAAAAGCCUUCAGUAGGAUGAGUAAUCUCAAGACACACCUGAGGACCCACACAGGAGAAAAGCCAUAUCAAUGCUCUGACUGUGGAAAGACCUUUCGUGUAAGAUGGAAUCUAACUAAACACCGGAAGGCCCACACAGGAGAAAAGCCAUAUCUGUGCUCUGACUGUGGAAAGGCCUUCAGUCAAAGGUCUCAUCUAAAGGACCACCAGAGGAUCCACACAGGAGAAAGGCCAUAUCCGUGUAUGACAUGUGGUAAGAGUUUCAGACAGAGCUCAAAUCUUAAAACCCAUCAGAAAUUACACACUGGAGUUAAUCUCCAGAGACACCAGAUGAUCCACACAGGAGAAAAGCCGUAUCAGUGUACUACAUGUGGGAAGAGUUUCAAGACUAAGGAUCACCUCAUACGUCAUCAACACACUCAUACAGGAGAAAAGCCAUAUCAGUGUACUACAUGUGGGAAGAGUUUCAAGACUAGGGCCGAAUUCAACACCCAUCAGCGCACACAUACAGGAGAAAAGCCAUAUCAGUGCUCUGAUUGUGGAAAGGCCUUUCGUCAAAAGUGUUAUCUAAAGCAACACCAGAGGGUCCACACAGGAGAGAAGCCGUAUCAGUGCUCUGACUGUGGAAAGGCCUUUAAGCAAAGGUGUAAUCUAAAGGAACACCAGAGGGUCCACACCGGAGAAAAGCCAUAUCCGUGUAUGACAUGUGGUAAGAGUUUCAGUCAGAGCUCAAAUCUUAAGACCCAUCAGAAAUUACACACUGGAGCUAAACAUUAAUUAAACAAGCGCCAUCGCUGCUCGGAGUGCGGGAAGGCCUUCGGUCAGGCGUCCCACCUGAAGGCUCAUCAGAUGAUCCACACGGGAGACAAGCCCCAUUGCUGCUCGGAGUGCGGGAAGGCCUUCGGUCAGGCGUCCCACCUGAAGGCUCAUCAGAUGAUCCACACGGGAGACAAGCCCCAUUGCUGCUCGGAGUGCGGGAAGGCCUUCGGUCAGGCGUCCCACCUGAAGGCUCAUCAGAUGACCCACGCGGGAGACAAGCCCCAUCGCUGCUCGGAGUGCGGGAAGGCCUUCGGUCAGGCGUCCCACCUGAAGGCUCAUCAGAUGACCCACGCGGGAGACAAGCGCCAUCGCUGCUCGGAGUGCGGGAAGGCCUUCGGUCAGGCGUCCCACCUGAAGGCUCAUCAGAUGACCCACACGGGAGACAAGCGCCAUCGCUGCUCGGAGUGCGGGAAGGCCUUCGGUCAGGCGUCCCACCUGAAGGCUCAUCAGAUGAUCCACACGGGAGACAAGCGCCAUCGCUGCUCGGAGUGCGGGAAGGCCUUCGGUCAGGCGUCCCACCUGAAGGCUCAUCAGAUGAUCCACACGGGAGACAAGCCCCAUCGCUGCUCGGAGUGCGGGAAGGCCUUCGGUCAGGCGUCCCACCUGAAGGGUCAUCAGAUGAUCCACACGGGAGAACGGCCGCAUCGGUGUCCUCAGUGCAGAAAGGCCAUCCGUCAAACGAGCGACCUCAAGAAACACCUGAGGUUCCACACUGGGGAGAAGCCUUAUCAGUGCUCGGAGUGCGGGAGAGCGUUCGCACAGAUAUCUUGUCUCAGGACACACCAGGGGACUCACACCGGAGUGAAACCGCAUCACUGCCUGGAGUGCGGAAAGGCCUUCUGUGAAAUUAGCGGCCUCGAGAAGCACCAGGUCAUCCAUGCGGAGGACAAGCCGUACGCCUGCGCUCUGUGUGGGAAGCGCUUCAGGCGCAACGCUGAUCUGUAGACCCAUCGUCUAGUGCAUACCAACGACAAGCCACAUAUGUGUUCUCUCUGCGGAAAGGUGUUUAGUCAAAGGGUCAAUCUCACUAGACACCAACUGCAGAUACACAAGCAAUCGAACACUGCGGACAAAAGACAAAAAUGCUCUCAGUAG